This is a messenger RNA of Miniopterus natalensis, 2515 nucleotides long. RefSeq names its product olfactomedin like 2B (gene OLFML2B). The record is from RefSeq and is a predicted model, not a curated record. Gene Ontology annotation, biological process: signal transduction. NCBI's taxonomy places the organism in Eukaryota, Metazoa, Chordata, Mammalia, Chiroptera, Miniopteridae.
AUGACCGGGGUCUCUGGGGCGCACCCUCCACGCGCGCUCGGCUGCGCCCAGCUGGACACAGUGCUCUGAGCAGCCACCCUCGGACUCCCGCCGAGAUACCCUCUUGCCUCAGUUGCUGCCGGACCCGGACGCCAGUCGUUCCCGGGGCCGAGCCCCUUCUUGUCGCGCCCUCAUGGCCAAGCCUCUGCUGCUGGUUGUCUGCCUGGCUCUGGGUGUGGCUCCCGGCUGCGUGUCCGGCGUUGUCCUCGCAGGAGCCAGGGAGCCCCCCACCGGGCAGACGGUGGCACCCCCGGAGGCCGAGACCCUGCAGAACGAGGCGGACAACCAGGAGAACGUCUUGUCUCAGUUGCUGGGGGACUAUGACAAGGUCAAGGCCGUGUCCGAGGGCUCCGACUGCCAGUGCAAGUGUGUAGUGAGACCCCUGGGCCAAGACGCCUGCCAGAGGGUCAAGGAGGGGGCCUCUGGGAAGGAGGACUUCUACACCGUGGAGACUGUCACCUCCGGCUCAUCCUGCAAGUGUGCCUGUGUCGCUCCGCCCUCCGCCCUCAACCCCUGCGAGGGGGAUUUCAGGCUCCAGAAGCUUCGGGAGGCUGACAGCCGGGACUUGAAGCUUGCCACCAUCAUCGACAUGCUGGAAGGGGCCCUCUAUGGCCUGGACCUCCUGAAGCUGCAUUCGGUCACCACCAAGCUGGCGGGGCGCGUGGACAGGCUGGAGGAGGAAGUUUCUAAAAACCUCACCAAAGAAAACAAGCAAAUGAAAGAGAACGUGGAAGGGAUUCAAGCCGAGAUGAACAAGCGAGGCCAAGAGAGCUGCUCCCAGAGCGUGGCGGGCGGCCUCCCGGCCGGGGGCCCGGCCCUGCAGAGGGAUGCGGCGGCCUACGCCCACCCCGAGUACGAAGAGAGGUUCCUGAGGGAGGAAACUGUUUCCCAGCACGUCAACUCCAUCGAGCUCCCGCGGACGCAGCCACUGUCUCCGCCCGAGCUGGUGCCGCCACAGCGGCCCCUCCAGAGGCGGGUGCACCUGCGCGGCCGGCCGGCCUCCCAGCCCACCGUUAUCCGGGGCUUCACCUACUACAAAGCCAAGGAGCCCGAGGGCGAGAAUGACAUAGAAGAGCAGCAGGACGAGUUUUUCAGCGGUGACAGCGGAGUGGACUUGCUGAUUGAGGAUCAGCUGCUGAGCACUGCACCCCGCAGGCCCCCAGCCACCCGUCAUGGUGCUGCUGUGACCACCGAUGCAGGCACCGAGGCCACAGCCCUGCCUUCUGCAAGGUCACCGGCCUCCACCUCGGCCCCCAGCGUCCCUACCAUCUCUGCCUCAGCUGACCCAAUCUCCACACCACUGCCAGCCGUGUCCGAGUCUCCAGGCCCCCCAGGGGAGACAGUCCUCCCACCUUCCACUCAGGUGCCAGCCACCACUGUGGCCCACACGGCCACCCAGCCACCUCCAGCCCUGGCUUCUCUGCCAUUGGCUCCUGCAGACACAUUUCUGGGGACCCCACACUCAGCCUCGGUGCCUCCCAGCACGGUCGGGACAGACUCGCUGGGGAAGAAAGACACUGCUAGGCAGGGCACAGCCCCCGCCAGCCCCACCCUGCACCCAGAGGAGGGUGACAUCCGGAAUGUCAUAGGAAGGUGCAAGGACACACUGUCCACGAUCACGGGGCCUACCACCCAGAACACAUAUGGACGGAAUGAAGGGGCCUGGAUGAAGGACCCGCUGGCCAGUGACGAGCGGAUCUACGUGACCAACUACUACUACGGCAACACGCUGGUCGAGUUCCGGAACCUGGAGAACUUCAAGCAGGGCCGCUGGAGCAACUCCUACAAGCUGCCCUACAGCUGGGUGGGCACGGGCCACGUGGUGUACGGCGGGGCCUUCUACUACAGCCGGGCCUUCACCCGCAACCUCAUCAAGUACGACCUCCGCCGCCGUUACGUGGCCGCCUGGGCGAUGCUGCACGACGUGGCCUAUGAGGAGGCCACGCCUUGGAGCUGGCAGGGCCACUCGGACGUGGACUUUGCCGUGGACGAGAAUGGGCUGUGGCUCAUCUACCCGGCCCUGGAUGACCAGGGCUUCAGCCAGGAAGUGAUCGUGCUGAGCAAGCUCAAUGCCGUGGACCUGAGCACACAGAAGGAGACAACGUGGCGCACAGGGCUCCGCAGGAACCUGUAUGGCAACUGCUUUGUCAUCUGUGGGGUGCUGUACGCCGUGGACAGCCACAACCAGCGCCAUGCCAACAUCUCCUAUGCCUUCGACACCCACACGAACACGCAGGUCGUGCCACGGCUGUUGUUUGAGAACGAGUAUUCCUACACCACCCAGGUCGACUACAACCCCAAGGACCGUCUGCUCUACGCCUGGGACAAUGGCCACCAGGUCACCUACCACGUCAUCUUCGCCUACUGACCCCCAGCCUGCACGGAUGUGCCCGGGCCGCUGCACCUUGUGUGCGCAUGUGUACGUGCAUGUGUGCGCAUGUGUGCGUGUGUACGUGUCUGUGUGUACGUGUGUGUG